GCGUCCUGGCGCGCGCGGCCCGGCGCGGCCUGACCGAGAGGCGCCUCCGCCCCGCCGUGCCAGGGGCUCCGCUCGCCCGGGGCUCCCCGCCCGCCGCCGCUCCGCGCUCGGGGCCGCCCGCCCGCCGCCAUGAAGCUCGUCAGGUUUCUAAUGAAGCUGAGCCAUGAGACUGUGACCAUUGAGCUGAAGAAUGGGACGCAGGUGCAUGGAACGAUCACAGGAGUGGAUGUGAGUAUGAACACACACCUGAAAGCAGUGAAAAUGACUCUGAAGAACAGAGAGCCCGUACAGCUGGAGACCCUGAGUAUUCGAGGGAACAACAUCCGCUACUUCAUUCUGCCUGACAGCUUGCCUCUGGAUACUUUGCUAGUGGACGUUGAACCAAAAGUCAAAUCCAAGAAAAGAGAAGCAGUUGCUGGAAGAGGCCGUGGAAGAGGCCGUGGCAGAGGCCGAGGUCGUGGAAGAGGAAGAGGAGGCCCAAGACGAUAACUUCUCAUCAUAUUCUGGGCAAUUUCUGGGCAAUUACCAUAUUCUAGGCAAUUUCAGGUUUAUUUUGUACAGGUCUUGUUUAUGGUAUCCAUUUUUAAUAAACGGAAAUGUGAAAAGGUGUCUUUCCUUUGUUAGCAAAGCCUGGGGAGGGAGGCAGGUGUGUCCUGUUUCUAGGGCUGUCGCAGACUACACACAUCUUGCUUGUCACUGUUGAGAUUUUGCCCACCCCUGGGGGCUGUACAUUUCCUCUUGCUUUUUGCCCCAGAACCAGAGACUUGUGUUGUGCUUUCACAGUGUUUGAAAUGAAUCCCUCUUUUCUAAGGCACUUGCCAUCCUCUAAUGCUUCCAUAGCUAAGCUGCUGUGUUAAGAACCCCUGUCCCGUGUGUCUCUAAUACUGUUCUUCAGAGCAACCUUUUCUAAAGUUCGUAGAUAUAAUUUUAAUGUUUUCUAUUACAUGAAGCUUGCAAUUUAAACAAUGUUGCUUUCUUUAUAAAACAUUUGCACAGGGAAAUUAACCAGGUCCAUGGAACUGCUGGAUUGUUACAUCUGAUGAUUAAAGAAUACCUGGAUAUGAA
Messenger RNA from Zonotrichia leucophrys gambelii, 1065 nucleotides. It is a transcript of the gene SNRPD1, whose product is annotated as small nuclear ribonucleoprotein D1 polypeptide. NCBI's taxonomy places the organism in Eukaryota, Metazoa, Chordata, Aves, Passeriformes, Passerellidae. The record is from RefSeq and is a predicted model, not a curated record. Bases 130 to 489 code for a protein of 119 amino acids. The transcript has 4 exons. Gene Ontology annotation, molecular function: RNA binding. Gene Ontology annotation, cellular component: pICln-Sm protein complex; U1 snRNP; catalytic step 2 spliceosome. Gene Ontology annotation, biological process: RNA processing; spliceosomal snRNP assembly.